GCAAUAACAAUUCCAGUCAACAAAAGUCAAAAUUUGACAAAAGAGUGUUGACGUAAAUCAUAAUAUAUAUAUAUUUAAUAGAGAAUUAUUAUUAUAAAAUACAAUAAUAAGAUAAAAAAAUGUAUGAAUAAAUAGUUAAGUGAACACCGCAAUAAUUACAAGCCAUUGUUAAACGUAUUUUUCGGUAUUAUUUGCAAGUGAUGAGACUAGAAAAUUGAGAAAUUCACUCGUUAAGCCGUAUACAAAUUUGUUGCCAAUUCAUUUAAAUUUGACAGCGUUUGCCAUUUGAAAAAAAAUUUGUAUUAUCCAUGUGAAAAACCAAGUUGAGCGUACAAAAAAUGUACUUUAUACUUGUGUUUGUUUUCUCAACACUUUACAAUUUAAAUGUGGCUGAUCCUCUCGUCCGAUACCAACCUGAACAAAUACAUUUGUCGUUGGGCGAAUCGGUCAGUGAAAUUGUUGUAACGUGGACAACCUGGAAUAACACUGAUGAGUCUAUUGUAAAGUACGGCAUAAACGGACCGAUUCUGAAAGCUUCCGGCAGUUCUAAAUUAUUUGUAGACGGUGGCGAUCUCCAUCGCACGCAGUACAUUCAUCGUGUUAGACUUCCCAACUUGCAGCCUUCGAGUCAAUAUGUUUAUCACUGCGGUAGCAACAAAGGUUGGUCUUCUCAGUAUUCAUUCAAAACCGUUCCCACGGACAGUGAUUGGUCGCCUAGUAUUGCUUUUUUCGGUGACAUGGGUAACGUCAACGCUCAGUCGCUUCCUAGAAUCCAGGAAGAAACUCAGCGAGGAUUAUAUGACUUGAUACUUCAUAUUGGUGACUUUGCUUAUGACAUGGAUAGUGAAAAUGCCAAUGUCGGAGACGAAUUUAUGCGUCAAUUGGAGCCGGUCGCUUCGUACGUUCCUUAUAUGACGUGUCCAGGCAAUCACGAACAAAAAUACAAUUUUAGCAACUAUAAAGCUCGUUUCAGUAUGCCGGGUGACUACGAAAACAUGAUGUAUAGUUUCAACUUGGGUCCAGUGCAUUUUAUUAGUCUUUCGACGGAGUUUUAUUAUUUCCUUUAUUACGGUAUCAAGCCUGUGGUGUUACAAUACGAAUGGCUAGUCGAAGAUCUCAAACAAGCAAACGAACCGGAAAAUCGCAAACUCAGACCUUGGAUUAUAGUGUACGGACAUCGGCCUAUGUACUGUUCCGACGCCGACAAGGAUGACUGUACCUAUCACGAGACAAUCACGAGAGUUGGUCUUCCUCUGUUGCAUUGGUUUGGACUGGAAAAACUUUUUUACGACAACGGUGUCGACUUAUGUCUUUGGGGACAUGAACACACCUAUGAAAGAAUGUGGCCGGUCUACGAUCAUCAAGUGUACAACGGAACUUACACGGCUCCUUAUACCAAUCCUCGUGCGCCUGUACACAUCACGUCCGGUUCGGCCGGUUGCCAGGAAAGAACUGAUACUUUUAUUCCAAAUCCACCGGCAUGGUCGGCGUUGAGAAGUAGCGAUUACGGUUACGGUCGUAUGAAGAUCUACAACAGUACACAUUUGUAUGUAGAACAAGUGUCGGACGAUAAGGAAGGCGAAGUCAUAGACCAUAUGUGGCUAAUCAAGGACGAACACAAACCUUACGGUCAAACAAUUUUAAAUAAUUUGUAAUAAAUCAAUGACUCAACCGUUUCAAUACGCGAUUAACAUUAUUUUAUGAACGAUUAAUGUUUUAUCUGUAUUUAUAUAUUAUACUAUACUAAAAAAAAAUUUUUUUUUAUAAAUUUAUUAUUGUUACAAAGUCAUAAAUGGUUUUCAAAAAAAAAAAACCUAUCGUAGCUUAUACUUGCACAUACAAUUAUCUAGUCUUACGGUUUUAAGCGUAAAAGCAAACUUUUAUUUGAAUUUGACUAAACAAUAUUUAUUUAUGUAAUUAAGUUAAAAUUAUAGCACAGUGUCAAAGUGCCGAGUAUACGUUUCAUUAAAAAUUAUUUUUGAGA
Molecule: messenger RNA, 1984 nt
Organism: Adelges cooleyi (spruce gall adelgid)
Lineage: Eukaryota; Metazoa; Arthropoda; Insecta; Hemiptera; Adelgidae
Product: acid phosphatase type 7
Exons: 9
Coding region: 339-1655 (438 amino acids)
Molecular function (GO): acid phosphatase activity; metal ion binding
Source: RefSeq, a predicted model, not a curated record